UAGUGACUGUUGUUCAUGGUAUAUCUAUGUCAUGGAAAAACUCCAAAAGAUGCUGCUUCUGUUCGAGCUACACAUCCUAUACCUGCGGCCUGUGGCAUAUACUAUUUUGAAGUUAAAAUUGUCAGUAAGGGAAGAGAUGGUUACAUGGGAAUUGGGCUUUCGGCACAGGGUGUGAACAUGAACAGACUACCAGGUUGGGAUAAACAUUCAUAUGGUUACCAUGGAGAUGAUGGACAUUCAUUCUGUUCCUCUGGAACUGGACAACCCUACGGCCCAACGUUUACUACGGGCGAUGUCAUUGGUUGCUGUGUCAACCUUAUCAAUAACACCUGCUUCUACACAAAGAACGGACACAGCUUGGGCAUCGCUUUCACAGAUUUACCGCCAAACUUGUACCCUACAGUAGGGCUUCAAACACCAGGAGAGGUUGUGGAUGCUAAUUUUGGACAACACCCAUUUGUAUUUGAUAUUGAAGACUAUAUGCGAGAAUGGAGAACCAAAAUUCAAGCACAAAUUGACAGAUUUCCAAUAGGAGAUCGGGAAGGAGAGUGGCAAACAAUGAUUCAGAAAAUGGUAUCAUCUUACUUAGUUCACCAUGGAUACUGUGCAACAGCAGAGGCAUUCGCCAGAUCCACAGACCAGACUGUGCUAGAAGAAUUAGCUUCCAUUAAGAAUAGACAAAGAAUUCAGAAAUUGGUUUUAGCAGGAAGAAUGGGAGAAGCCAUUGAAACAACACAACAGUUGUAUCCAAGUUUACUAGAAAGAAAUCCUAAUCUCUUAUUUGCAUUAAAGGUGCGCCAGUUUAUAGAGAUGGUGAAUGGUACGGACAGUGAAGUGCGGUGUUUGGGAGGCCACAGUCCAAAAUCUCAAGAUAGUUACCCUGUUAGCCCACGAUCAUUCAGUAGUCCUAGCAUGAGUCCCAGCCAUGGAAUGAAUAUUCACAAUUUGGCAACAGGCAAAGGGAGCAGCACACACUUUACUGGGUUUGAAAGUAGUUGCAGUAAUGGAGUAAUAUCAAAUAAAGCACAUCAGUCUUACUGUCACAGUAAACACACGACCACCAGCUUGAAUGUACCAGAGCUAAACAACAUAAAUGUAUCAAGAUCACAGCAGGUUAACAGCUAUUCCAGCAAUGAUGUAGACAUGGAAACAGAUCACUACUCCAAUGGGGUUGCUGAGACUUCGUCCAAUGGCUUCCUAAAUGGUAGUUCUAAACAUGAUCACGAAAUGGAAGAAUGUGACACAGAAAUGGAAGUAGAUUCAAGUCAGUUAAGACGUCAGCUCUGUGGUGGCAGCCAAGCAGCCAUUGAAAGGAUGAUCCAUUUUGGAAGAGAAUUGCAAGCAAUGAGUGAGCAACUAAGAAGAGAAUGUGGCAAAAACACAGUGAAUAAGAAAAUGCUCAAGGAUGCAUUCAGUUUACUCGCGUAUUCCGAUCCCUGGAGCAGCCCUGUUGGAAAUCAGCUUGACCCAAUACAAAGAGAACCAGUGUGCUCUGUACUUAAUAGUGCAAUACUAGAGACUCACAAUCUGCCAAAGCAACCACCGCUUGCCCUGGCCAUGGGACAGGCAUCACAGUGUCUAGGAUUGAUGGCUCGGUCAGGCAUUGGAUCCUGUGCGUUCGCCACAGUGGAAGACUACCUACACUAGCUAUGCAUUUGAAGGUCUGAAAGGUGUUGUGGCAUAUUCAACAUGGAAAGUAGACCAGCUCUGCUGACUGGAAUUUGGAAUUUUAAUUAUGUACUAAGGACAAGUCUGUCGCUUUAUGUUGCUUCCUAGUUUACAGCAUGAUGCAAAUGAUUUCUAACUUAGUGUUAGGAGAAAAUUUCCAUCUUUAAACCUCUUAGACAACUAAGAGUUGAAAAUAUCACUGGUAACGUCAGACAUCCAAAUUGACAAGUACCAAUCCUUUAAACGAUUGUCCAAAACAAACCAAAAAUCCUGCUACCUUGUGGUGGGACGGAAGACUUAGAAAACAUGGAUGUAUUAGCAUGUGGGUGAUGUAAAUGUCAAGCAGGAUGACUUGCCAACCUCCACCCCCAUUGUUACAUAGUUCAAUCAGUGUAAUUUGCAAAAUGCAAAUGGUUUGGAUAUAUAGUGUUGAUGGGAAGAAAUGAUAUUUUUUAAUGUGUACUGUAAAACUUGAAUUACUCAGGAGCUGAGUGAAUAUGUUUGUUGCUACUUACAAUCCCAACCUGUUGAUCUUAGUAGUUUUUUGUUUUAACAUGGUCUUUUCAACUUUGUUUCCUUGUUUAACUACAGACAGCUUCUGUUGUGUAGGCUCACCAGUUUAACUGUUGUAUUAUAACAGUAUUACAUGUCAACACAGUGUGGUUAUGACCUAUUUAUAUAAAAACCAAAUAUUUAGUCAAUUUACAGUCUUAAUUUAAUCUUUGUACACCUUGCAUUUUUAAAAGUGCUUAAAUAGUACUAUAUUGCAAUAAAAUGUAGUGAUAUCAUAAUUAACCAGCCAUUAAAAA
Messenger RNA from Manacus vitellinus (golden-collared manakin), 2477 nucleotides. RefSeq names its product RAN binding protein 9 (gene RANBP9). Gene Ontology annotation, cellular component: cytoplasm. The transcript is spliced from 14 exons. The coding region runs from base 16 to 1647 and encodes 543 amino acids. The record is from RefSeq and is a predicted model, not a curated record. NCBI's taxonomy places the organism in Eukaryota, Metazoa, Chordata, Aves, Passeriformes, Pipridae. Gene Ontology annotation, molecular function: protein binding. Gene Ontology annotation, biological process: cytoskeleton organization; cell surface receptor signaling pathway.